CUCUCUCUUCCCUUUUUCUUUCUGUGAGAGCUGAUAUCUCUGGCGGGUUGCCGCAUGGAAGUCACGCAGGCAGGACAGAAUAUCAGCUGUCAGAUCCGGACUCCUUCUCUCCAGUUUCCGAGCAGCGCACGAGCAGACACGCCGCCGUCCUCACACUUACCGGGAUCCAACGGGAUCCAACGGCAUCCGUCCGUCUGCAUCCCGGCUUCAUUCCUGCACUGGGGGAGCUUUCGCACACAGAUGUAACAACAACAACAACAACACCACCAAAAGACACAUCGGAUCGUCUCCAUUACGCACAGCUAAUUGUAUUCUAUUCGAAUUCUUCUAUUCUCUCCAUCCCCUGCACGGACAGAGCGGGGACCGGAGGCGGGGGUGCUAUCCACGGUAUGGAGUCCUGGUUUUACCAAUCGACCCACCGGGAGGAAUGAAACUGAGGCGGAAUAUUAAUAACCUAAUCCUGACAACAACCCAGGGGAUGUUGCAGCAGAGUUUGGGACUCCAGAGAGCAUAACAACUUUUUUUGUUGUUGUUGGUGUCUCUUUUCCCCCCUCGUCGUCCUUACCAGUGGGACUUGUAUUUCUCGUGACUGAUUUGCAGCGGUACUUCACUUCCCCUGACAUGGACCGGUCGACGUCUUUGGAUAUAGAGGCGCUCAAGAUGACCCAGGAGCAGUAUAUCCUGGCGGCGCAGCCCAACCCGCUCCACCAGCGGGGCGCGUCGGUGUGCGGCGCCCAGGUCUACCCGGCAGUGGGGAUCUACGGCUGGAGGAAGAGGUGCUUGUACUUCUUCAUCCUCCUCCUUCUCGUCACCAUGAUUGUCAACCUGGCGCUGACCAUCUGGAUCCUCAAAGUCAUGAACUUCACUCCGGAGGGAAUGGGGAAUCUGCGGGUGACCAAGGAAGGUGUCCGAUUGGAGGGAGUGUCCGAGUUCUUAUCGCCUCUAUACGUCAAAGAGAUCCAGUCUCGCAGGGACAGUCCACUGAUCCUCCAGUCAGACAGAAAUGUGACUGUCAAUGCCAGGAAUGAUCAGGGACAACUGACCGGUCAGCUAACCGUGGGUUCAGAAAUGGUAGAGGCUCAGUGUCAGAGGUUUGAGGUGAGGAGCACAGAUGGAGAGAGAGUUCUGUUCUCUGCAGAUGAAGACGAGAUCACCAUCGGCACCGAGAAACUGAGAGUCACAGGGAAUGAAGGCGUGGCGUUCAGCCAUUCUGUAGAGACGUCACAUGUAAGGGCAGAACCGUUCCAAGACCUAAAGCUGGAGUCACCGACUCGAACCCUGACCCUUGAGGCCCCAAGAGGGGUGGAAGUCAAUGCCGGAGUGGGGGACUUCACGGCGUCCUGUAGGAAAGACCUCCUCUUGCAGUCCUCAGAAGGAGAGAUCUUUCUAGAUGCCAACAGCAUCAAGCUCGGCCGCAUUCCCCUCGGCAGUGCCGUGGACCCCCUGGAGGGGGCGCCAGCAGGCACCACCUACACCAAACAGACUGUGUACGAGCUUUGUGCCUGCGCAAACGGAAAACUCUACCUGUCCCCGGCCGAGAAGGGCUCCACCUGCCAGACCACCAGUAACUUUUGUCUCUGGAGCUGAGAGCGUGAGGCCAACGGACGCUCGGGACGUAUGGACUAUUAGAGUUUGAAGCUAAUGCUCGCCAACUGACUGAAUCCACACGGAUCAGGGCUCGGUGGGAACCUAAUGCCGGCUAACAAACAAGAAUUAACAUGGAUCGUAGCAGGGCGAGAAGUUCAUGUCUGUCAAACAAAUCGAAUUAUAUGGAUUACAGCUUGGCAGGAAGCUAAUGCUUGCUAAGAGACCAAAGCAACAUGGACUGUGUCUCGGAGUGAGGGUAAUGCCGGUUGAAGGACUGAAUGAAGACGGACUAGACCUUGAUGAGACUCUUUUGUCAGUUCACUGUCCGAGUUAAUAUGGAUUGAUCAUGUUGUCAAUGCCGGUCAGGAGGAAGGAUGACGGUGGGAAACAAAAAGCCACGGUUGGCAUGGACAUGAGUGGACAGUCUCGCUCUGGGGAUCCUGUUGGCCGUCUUAUGUACUAUUGCUGCCAUGAUGAUUUCCUGAGAACAGCAAACUGUCUUACAAUGAAAGUGAGUCGUGUGUUCAGUGUAUGACCAAAGCGUCCUGGAAAAUAUGCUCAUGCUUUUGUCAGGAUCAACAGAUGGAGUGAUGGAGUGCAAAAUGGGCCAGCCAGGACAGACACCCAGGUGGACUUCAGUUUAGCCCCGCAGGUGACUAACAAAUAAAUAAGACAAUGGUUUAGUCUAGUGGGAAGCUAAGCUAGCUAACGGACCAAUCUAUACCAGAAAGGCCUUCCCCCCCACCCAAAACUUUGACUUGUGACCCUUCUCCAUAAAUCCGCGUCUGGUAAUGAAUAUGCUCUCUGACACCACUUUAUCAUUGGACAGUUCAUGCAAAUAAUCAUGCUUCAAACUUGCAUUAUGUAGUACCCCUCCAUGAUUUAUAUUUACUAAUAACUAGUCUCAUUUUAUUCUAGUUCUCCUUUUUUUCAGAUUCCAGGCCUAUUUUACGUUGUACUUCUUUGUUGUUUUCCCUUAAACCCCCUCACAAGUCAUUUUGCUGCUCCUCUCCUUCAUCCCUCAUCUGUGCUCAAGUAAUAUUUUUCUGUCUAUGCACCUAAAUGCGUUGAACUGGUAAAUAAAUCAUAUUCCUGCCCAUCCACUUUCUUCCAGUGGUGUGGUUAACACAGAACAGAAAACAUAGAUUUAGCAGCUUCUUCCACUGGACUGGUAAAGAAACAUGUUCAGUACCAGAUGGAGGGUUUCUCCCCCUCACAGUCCGUCACCACGGACUCUCUGGAGUCUUCCUUCAGAGGCACACAGCAAAGCAAAUGGUUUAAGGAGAGGAAAGUGAUUUGAGUGCGUGUUUGAUGGAGGCUCAGGUAGGUGUUAUGGUACGGGGCCGCACCUGGCAGGCAGAGGCAGUGUCAGGCGACUAAUUUCUGUGUCGUUACGGAUCAUUAUACAUCUCCUGUGUUUCAUGACUGUCCGACUAGUCUCACCCGUUUUGCAUGACCUUUUCUGUUAUUCUUGUCGAGCCUGCUUCCUUCUCAAUCAUGACAUUGAGAAACCUUUCCGCUCCCUUUCUGCUCAUUCCUCAGCUCGUCUUAAAUGCAGUAUUUUUACCUCUCGGUACUGCUACUUUUCUUUGACAGAAUGUUACGAAGUUACAGUGUUGACGGCAUUUCAAAGACGUCAAUGUAUUGUGAGCAAAAUGUUGAGUCACCGUAGUUCCCGUUCGUCAGUCCGACAAAUGAAGAAGUAGAUCCCCCCGUGCUGCUGCCAUGUAGACCCUGCAGGCCCCGUCUCCUGGUGCUGGGUUUUCCCCCGAACUAAACCCUGAACCCCUGAGCCACUGCAUUCUCUCUACGGAGCGGUCUCACGCCGCCAAAAGACACAAACUAAACCCUGAGCGUUUCCCUUGUCUGUUUCUCCCUUGACUCAGGCCAAGGAACCUACUAUCUUAACGAUACGUUACAAGGAUCAACCAAUACACAGAUGGCUCAUUUAACUCCAGACCGCCGCCACAGAUGGCGAUUUAUAAGACAGCCGUGUUAUUUGAACCGUCUCUCAGAGUUUUAGCAGGUUGUUCCAAUUCCACGUAUUCUCGCCCCGCUGUUCGUUAGUACUUGGUUUUUAAAUACAACUUUCUGUAAAUUUAGAUUGCAAUGAUAGAGAUGUAAUGAUACUCCCUAUUAUUUUGGAGGAGGGGAUACGGUAUUACAUGCUGCAACUUUAAUGUUCUUUUUUCCAUUACAACUCAAAGAAAAAUGUCUCUUCGCUCCCACAAUAGGCCUCAUUUCAAGCAGGAAAAGUCAAGAAGGUCCAAAAUAUCAUUUGAGGGGUUAUUUUUGAUACAUUGAAUCCUUCACAGAUGGGGGGGAUCAGAGGGAAUGUCCUCGAGCUGGCCAACCGAUCCACCUUUGCAAUGGCUGGAAAUGAAAAGAUUUGUGUGGCAGAAAUUCCCCUGGAGGAGAUUGUGGAUGGAUUUGGUUUUGUGUGUGUGGAUACGACUGGAUUAAGGCCCUGAGGCAUAGUGUCUUUUUUUUUUUUUGUUGAACAAAGUGAUACACAGGUGCCUUUGCUGCUGUUGGUAAAAGCACAUCAAAGUCCGAACGUUCACACUACCCUCAGUGGAACAUCUGCAAGGGACUCUGGAAAAACUAUAUAUUUAUCAAUCUACUUGUCUAUUUAGUUUUCAGUAUUUUUCCUCCUCUUCUCUCCUGGUUUUGUAGAACUCAAUAUAUCCAGCUGAAAAAAACAACUCAGUCCUGGUUUGAAGUUUGUUUUUCUGAUGUGUUCCCUUAUGGUUUUAUUCUUGAUAAUAAAAAAGCACAAAUUAUGCCAUGUAUAUAACGAUACCAAUAAAACAAAAAAUAAAAUAAUAUUGUUUUUAAA
Molecule: messenger RNA, 4426 nt
Organism: Gasterosteus aculeatus aculeatus (three-spined stickleback)
Lineage: Eukaryota; Metazoa; Chordata; Actinopteri; Perciformes; Gasterosteidae
Product: zeta-sarcoglycan
Biological process (GO): cardiac muscle tissue development; heart contraction
Cellular component (GO): sarcoglycan complex; sarcolemma
Source: RefSeq, a predicted model, not a curated record